This is a messenger RNA of Pygocentrus nattereri (red-bellied piranha), 4633 nucleotides long. Its product is annotated as metabotropic glutamate receptor 4. Gene Ontology annotation, cellular component: membrane. Gene Ontology annotation, biological process: regulation of synaptic transmission, glutamatergic; G protein-coupled glutamate receptor signaling pathway. The coding region runs from base 467 to 3208 and encodes 913 amino acids. NCBI's taxonomy places the organism in Eukaryota, Metazoa, Chordata, Actinopteri, Characiformes, Serrasalmidae. The transcript is spliced from 11 exons. Gene Ontology annotation, molecular function: adenylate cyclase inhibiting G protein-coupled glutamate receptor activity. The record is from RefSeq and is a predicted model, not a curated record.
GGAUGGAGUUGGUCGUAUCGGAGCACACGGCAACUCGGCUGAUGAGCCACGCAGCGGCAAGCAGUCCACGCCUGGGUUAAGUUGAUAAUGCAGAGGUGGUGGACACGCCAAAAGGAGCAGGACCGAGGAAGGGAAAUCACCAAGGUGGGCAAAGUACUGUGGCCUUACGGACUGACCUCCAGCCUACCCCUCAGAGAGGGAGAGAUUGAAAAACCUGAGGGAGGGAAAUACAUUUGAUUAACUUGACUGAAUCACCCUGAGAAGAAUAUUCAUGGACUAGACAGACAAUGGACUGAUACACAAAAGCCAAAUGUCUAGGUCCCUUCAUUUUGGCAGACUGAUAAAACAAUAAACCCUAAGAUGACUGUGCACUCCUGAAAGCUGUCACUGCCGAUCAUCUACUUAACCCAAUCAAACUAUUCUGAUUAAGAAACACAGAGACGUGGAUAAGAUCCAAACUGUUGCCAUGUCUCCACCCUGGUUAAGAUGGACCACGUGCUAUGGUUCAUGUUCCCUGCUAGUUCUUCUCACUGUUUUUCUGGCCACACUGGCAGCAAGACCCAAAGGACCAGGCCAUGUGCAUCUAAACUCAAUACGCAUUGAUGGAGACAUUACCCUGGGAGGACUAUUUCCAGUCCAUGCACGAGGCCAUGGAGGAAAGCCCUGUGGGGAGCUGAAGAAAGAGAAGGGAAUUCAUCGUCUGGAGGCCAUGCUCUUCGCUCUGGACCGCAUCAACAAUGACCAUGAACUGCUCCCCAACAUAACACUGGGGGCUCGCAUUCUGGACACCUGCUCACGGGACACUCACGCUCUGGAGCAGUCUCUCACUUUUGUCCAGGCACUGAUAGAGAAGGAUGGGACAGAUGUCAAAUGUCCAGAUGGUGGAACACCAAUGAUCACCAAGCCUGAGAGAGUUGUAGGCGUCAUUGGUGCUUCCUCCAGCUCUGUGUCUAUCAUGGUGGCUAACAUCCUCCGUUUGUUUAAGAUCCCCCAGGUGAGCUACGCUUCGACAGCACCAGAGUUGAGUGACAACACACGCUAUGACUUCUUCUCUCGAGUGGUUCCUCCGGACACCUACCAGGCCCAGGCCAUGGUGGACAUUGUACGCUUUAUGGGCUGGAACUACGUCUCCACUGUAGCCUCUGAGGGAAAUUAUGGAGAAAGUGGUGUUGACGCCUUCAUCCAGAAAUCCCGGGAGGAUGGAAAUGUGUGCAUCUCACAGACAGUUAAGAUCCCUCGUGAGCCAAGAGUAGGAGAGUUUGACAAGAUAAUCCGCAACCUGGGUGAAAACCCUAAUGCCAGGGUGGUUAUUAUUUUUGCAAAUGAAGACGAUAUAAGGCGACUACUGCAAGCAACAAAGAAAGCCAAUCAAACAGGUCAUUUCAUCUGGGUGGGAUCAGACAGCUGGGGCUCGAAGAUCUCUCCUGUGCUCAAUCAGGAGGAAAUGGCUGAGGGGGCGAUCACCAUCCUGCCCAAACGGCAGUCCAUCAAAGGGUUUGAUAAUUAUUUCAUUGGUCGAACUCUGGAGAACAAUCGAAGGAACGUCUGGUUUGCUGAAUUCUGGGAGAACAAUUUCAACUGCAAGCUCAACCGCCACGCCUUCAAGAAGGGGUCUGGCGUUAAGAAAUGCACAAAUCAAGAGCGGAUUGGGAAAGAGUCAGCAUAUGAGCAAGAGGGCAAGGUGAUGUUUGUGAUCAAUGCUGUUUACGCCAUGGCCCAUGCACUCCAUAACAUGCACAAAGACCUGUGUCCUGGCAAGGUGGGACUUUGCUCCAAAAUGGACCCUGUUGAUGGAACCCUCCUGCUAAAGUACAUCCGCAAAGUCAACAUCACAGUCACAGCUGGCAAUCCAGUGCAGUUCAAUGAGAAUGGAGAUGCCCCGGGCCGUUAUGAUAUCUUCCAAUACCAGCUAGCUAACCAAACGGCUGAGUACAAAAUCAUUGGCAGCUGGACUGAUAAGCUCAACCUCAACAUGUCGAUGGUGCAGUGGCCAGGCGGUGUACAGCAGGUGCCCUCCUCCACCUGCAGCCAACCAUGCAAGCCAGGCUGGCGCAAGAAGAUUGUGAAGGGCAUCCCUUGUUGCUGGCACUGUGAGCGCUGCGAUGGCUACCAGUACCAGGCCGACGCGUUCACCUGCAAGACGUGCCGCUUUGACAAGCGGCCCAACAAGAACCACACGGACUGCUUGUUAAUCCCCAUCAUCCAGCUGGAGUGGAGCUCACCUUGGGCAGUCAUACAGGUCCUCAUCGCUGUCCUUGGCAUAAUGGCCACCUUAUUUGUGGUGGUCACCUUCAUACGUUACAAUGACACCCCGAUCGUAAAAGCAUGUGGAAGGGAACUGAGUUAUGUCCUGUUGACAGGUAUCUUUCUGUGCUAUGCCACCACUUUCCUGAUGAUUGCCACUCCUAGUGUCGGGGUUUGUUCAUUCCGUCGCAUAUUCCUUGGCCUUGGAAUGAGUAUAAGCUACGCUGCAUUGCUAACCAAAACAAACCGUAUUUACCGUAUUUUCGAGCAGGGACAGGUGUCAGUGAGUGCCCCGAGGUUCAUCAGUCCAGCUUCCCAGUUGGUGAUCACUUUUAUCCUGAUCUCAGUUCAGCUUGUAGGGGUGUGUAUUUGGUUCGUGGUGGACCCUCCGCAAGCCAUUAUUGACUAUGAGGACCAGCGCAUGUCUAACCCUGAGCUAGCACGGGGUGUACGCAAGUGUGACAUCUCAGACUUGUCGCUCAUUUGCUUGCUGGGGUACAGCAUGCUGCUGAUGGUCACAUGCACCAUCUAUGCCAUAAAAACGCGCAGGGUGCCAGAAACCUUCAAUGAGGCAAAGCCCAUCGGCUUCACCAUGUACACCACCUGCAUCAUCUGGCUGGCCUUCAUCACUAUCUUCUUCGGUACCUCACAGUCACUGGAAAAGAUGUACAUCCAGACAACCACUCUGACCGUUUCAGUCAGCCUGAGUGCCUCUGUGUCUCUGGGGUUGCUCUACAUGCCUAAAGUCUACGUAGUGCUACUCCACCCUGAGCAGAAUGUGGCCAAGCGAAGCACUCGCAGCCUGAAAGCCGUGGUCACUGCUGCCACUAUGUCCAACAAGUUCAACCCCAAGGGCGGCCUGCGGCCCAAUGGAGAGGCCAAGACUGAGCUGUGUGAGAACCUGGAAACGCAAGGACUCAGCCCCAAACAGACAUACAUCAGCUACAGCAACCACGCAACCUAACAAAGUGAAAAUGAGAAGAAAAAAUGUGAAGCAUGAUGCCAGACGGACAGCGUAAUGUGGUUGAUCACUAUUAUGCAUUUCAUAUGAAGCAGAAAAAAAACAUAACAAAACAAACUUUGGUAGCCCCACAGAAAUAUUCUAAUGAAUGGAAACCAGAUGAAGAUCCUAAAGGGGACAUGUUAAUAGGGCAAUACUAUUUGGAACGUAGCUGAAUGCUUUAUCCAGUCAUUUCAAAAGGAUCUUUCCAACAGUUAUCUGAAAAAAAAAAAGAUUCCCAAAGGAUCUGCCCAGCCAUAAAAGCACAAGAAGCAAAUCCAAGUCACUGCUAUGGACUUCAUGUGUAGAGUUUUGGAACAAACAUGGCAAGAAUCAACCCCCCUGGAAAAGGACCUCUGCCCAAAAUUGUUAUGAACAGUGGUGCAUGUGUUAACCAGAGAAUGUAAAAGUAAACAUGUAUGCAAUGCUUCUUUGUUCUAAUGAUAUUUGAACAACUACACGUCCACUUGCUUAUUCUGAAUAGGGACAUAGCAAGGAUUCGACAUGGUGGAUACGCAAUGUUCUGAAAUGCUGUUGUGCUGAACAUGUGACUCACUUCAAACACCCUUUUCGUCCUUUAAGUCUGCCUCUUCAUUUCCAAUGUGUGGUUCAAGCUUGGUCAGACAUAUAAAGGCAACACAAGAUUAAAGUCUUCUCACUGUUUUGGAUACAGACGGUAAAUAACAGUAUGUCAUAUUGUCAACUGUUUGCCCUUGAAUCAAGAUGACAAAAGGGGAAAAGUGUUGAUUUACACAGAGACUUGGACUGUAAAGGACCCCAAAACAUCACUACUGUCACCAGACCAGAAGAUUUACAUUAUGGUAAACCUUAGUCAUUUGGGUUUUUUUACUUUAUUUGGUCAUGUUAAUGAAGCUGGUCUACAGCAGUUCUGGGCUUGUGCCAUGGUAAAGUAUUAUAGCAUUGUACUGCCAUUAGUUUCAUGUUUCAUGAUUCUGGAACUGAAAUACCAAUAAAUGUAUUUUUAUAGGUAAUGCAGAAUUGGCGUCAUGCAGUUUUCUGAGGAGAGAACCUCGGGAUCCAAAGCCCAUAUGGUGAAAAGAAACAUCUGAGUUCUAAAACUCUGUGAUGUCAAAGUGCUCUCAGGAGGAAACUAUGUAUUCUGUUCUUUUCUACAUUAUUAUUUCUUUGCUAUGAGUUUUUAUUUCAGUAUUUUCCCACUGAAAGACACAGUAAUGAAAAUGUUCUGAAUAAGUAAAAAAUGCCAAGCGUAUAUCUUUCAGACUGACAAAAUCAUUUUUGAAUAUGUUCCUCUACUGUGAUCUGAUUUGUGUAUGUGUGAGAGAGUGUGUGCGCUUAUGUACUGACACAUAUGAUCAUUUAAUUAUAAAAUAUGUAUAAUUGUGAAUAAAGCAAAAACCAUACUGCAAA